Molecule: messenger RNA, 2509 nt
Organism: Vicugna pacos (alpaca)
Lineage: Eukaryota; Metazoa; Chordata; Mammalia; Artiodactyla; Camelidae
Source: RefSeq, a predicted model, not a curated record
AUGGUCCGGCAUGGAGAAACAAGAUUUAACAGGGAGAAAAUAAUUCAAGGACAAGGAAUAGAUGAGCCUCUUUCAGAAACUGGAUUUAAACAAGCAGCUGCUGCUGGUAUAUUUCUUAAUAACGUGAAGUUUACUCAUGUUUUCUCCAGUGACCUCAUGAGGACAAAGCAGACCGUGCAUGGGAUUUUGGAGAAGAGCAGAUUUUGCAAAGAUAUGACAGUAAAAUAUGACUCAAGACUGCGGGAGAGGAAAUACGGGGUUGCAGAAGGCAGGCCGCUGAGCGAGCUGAGGGCCAUGGCCCGUGCGGCUGGGGAGGAGUGCCCUGUGUUCACCCCGCCCGGUGGAGAGACCCUGGACCAGGUGAAAAUGCGUGGGAAAGACUUUUUUGAAUUUCUUUGUCAGCUGAUUCUGAAGGAGGCAGGUCAGAAUGAGCAGUGUUCCCAAGAAGCUCCCAGCAACCAUCUGGAAACUUCUUUGGCAGAGAGAUUUCCUUUCGGGAACAACUGUGCCCCCAGAUCCAAGUCCGAGCCCGGCGCGCCGGGAUUCGCGGCCAGCGUCUUGGUUGUGAGUCACGGCGGCUACUUGAAGAGCCUGCUGGGUUACUUCCUGACCGACCUGGAGUGUUCCUUCCCGGCCACUCUGAGCAGAUCGGAACUUUCCUCGGUCAGCCCCAACACAGGGAUCAGUGUCUUUAUUGUCAGCCUGGAGGAAGGACACGUUAAGCCGACAACCCAGUGUGUUUGUGUGAACCUCCAGGACCAUCUGACUGGGGUGACUGACACGCAGUAAAUUUAACUCCACACCCACAUCUAGAGACUGCGACCCUCGGAGGGAGUGCCUCGGACUCUGUCUCCAUCCUCUGCUCGUGCACUUGUGGAGACAGGCAAAAGGUGCCCACGGCGCAGGUUAUAAAGCUCGGGUGGUGUCAGAGCCGUGUGAAACCCUAAGGGAAGACCAUCCGGAAUUGCUGUCUUUCGUCUGAGUGCAUUUGGAAUUUUCCAGAGUAAUUUUACCAACCUGCUCGUUUAUGAAUCUGGAUUGUAAACAGGUGAAGGAACUCAGCAUUGCAAAUUGGGGGAUUAAUCACCCUGCUACUGUGUUGUUUUUGUUUUUCCUUUUUUCUACAUCAGUAUUUUUCUUUAAUGUCUGCAAAAUCUGGCCUAUUUUACUGGCUCUUGGCAAGAUACUGUAUUUUUUUUUAAUGGAGGUACUGGGGAUUGAACCCAGGACCUCAUGCAUGCUAAUAAGCACACGCUCUACCACUGAGCUCUAACCUCCUGCCGUGUUUUUUUUCCCUUACUAUCUCAUCCAGCUCUUGGAUGAGGGAACGGUCUGUAAUUCCCACUCCAUAUUUAUGUGAUACUGGUAUUUUAAAAGUCCCUUAAAUGAGAAAUGCUGGUCCUCAUAGCUUAUGUAGAAGCAGACGACACUAAACAUUUAAUCAGCUGCUGGGAUUGUUGGUGCUGGAGGUUGGAGACGUGGAUGAACGCGGAUUACGGUUGCAGGGUCAUCGCACGAGGGAGGAGUGUCAUCUGAUUCCGGAAUUCUAAAGGAGGACUCUCUGAGCAGAAGAUGAGGAAAGAGCAGAUCUUUCUUACCUGACCUGAAGGAUUUAGUCUGAAAAAGGCUCUAAAGGAAGCAAGCAGAUGCUGGCGGACCUUGCAGCAGCCCCAGGAUAAAGGAGGGGCUCCGUCGAGAAGAACUGAGCUCUGUCACCCACAACGGCGGCGUUUUUGUGAAAGAUGCAGAUGAGGGUGCCUCCUUUCCCCACCAGAUGGCGCUGGAGGGAAGGGAUUUGGUGAACUUAAUUGUGUGUGUAAGAUGGGUCGUUCUUAAUUCCUCAUCUGGAAGGAAAAGUGUUUCCCAUGCAGUUUGCUUUUACGUUAUCAUGUGGACGAAUGCUGGGCGUCAGCUUACAAGCAGGUAGCGCCGGAGCUGUCAGUUAAGGCUAAGACCAUGUGUUGUCACAAUUUACUUUGAACGUCACUUGAAUCACCUGUGCAGUUCAGUGUCGCCUGUCCUCGGUCUGUGCAGGGCCACCUGCCUUCCUGCUGGGAGUGGAAUAGGGGCAUGCAACUGAGCAGAGCAAGUUCGCUGUAGAUGAAAACUUGGGAAAAUGACCCCAAAAGACAAAUAAUACAUGUCCACGUUCCCACCAUUCAGAAGUGAUCAUUCCCUUCCCUACCCUGCCCUUUUUUUUUUUAAAGAAAGAACACACUGAGAUGUUUGUAAAGGCCCUUUAGCCAGCUGUCACAGCUCUGUCUCUGGUUCCUGCAGAGGUGACACCCCCGCGAGUCUGCACUCACCCAUCCUUUACGUCGUAAGGGAGCGGUAUUGUCUUGGUUUUAAAAAUGUCCGUAACUACACCCAGCCGCCUGUACUCUGUAUCUUCCCUUUUCCCCUGGGCUGCCGUGCUGACACGCACAGAACUGCUUGCUUGUAACCGCUGGAGUCUACUGAAUAAAUGUAGCACGUUUGGUUCGUUCUCCUGCUAGCGGGCGUUUCGGUA